Molecule: messenger RNA, 1083 nt
Organism: Dictyostelium discoideum AX4
Lineage: Eukaryota; Evosea; Eumycetozoa; Dictyosteliales; Dictyosteliaceae
Gene: crop
Exons: 4
Coding region: 1-1083 (360 amino acids)
Biological process (GO): mRNA splice site recognition
Cellular component (GO): U1 snRNP; nucleus
Molecular function (GO): mRNA binding
Source: RefSeq, a predicted model, not a curated record
AUGGACGCAAUUAGAGCCCAACUUGAUGAAUUUUUAGGAAAGGAUAGAAAUUUACUUCCAAAAGAUAGAAUUAAAGUUGAAAAUGAUUUCAAUGACCCAGAUAUUUGUAAAUUCUUUUUAUGUGGUUUAUGUCCACAUGAAUUAUUUACAAAUGCAAAUAUUCGUGACUUAGGUCCAUGCUCAAAAUUACAUGACGAAAAUUGUGUAAAGCAAUACCAAAAUAAUAAAGAUAAAGAUAAGUAUGAUUAUGAAAGAGAAUGGGUUCGUGUAAUUGAAGGUUUAAUAUCUGAUAAUGAUAAAAAAAUUAAAAGAAAUAAAGAAAGAUUACUACAAAAUCCAAACGGUGAUGCUAAUCAUCAUGGUGGACCAAUUCAACAACAAAGUAUAAGUCAAUUAGAUGAUGAAGAAGGUGGUUUACUUCCAGAUAAAGAACAAAAUAGUAAAAUCACAGAGUUGGAUCUAAAGAUUCAAGAAUUAUUAAAAAAAGCAGAAGAAUUAGGAGAAGAAGGUCAAAUUACAGAGGCUCAAGCAUUAAUGACUGAAGCUGAUGAAUUAAAAAAUCAAAAAGUUGAAUUAGAAAAGAUUGAACAAGAAAAGAAUGAAAAUAAAAGAAUGUCAGUUUGUGAAAUUUGUGGAGCAUUAUUAUUUGUUGGUGAUAAAGAAAAGAGAUCAAUUAGUCAUUUAGAGGGUAAAAAACAUAUUGGAUUCCAAAAGAUUCGUGAAGUUAUGGAAGAAUAUUACAAGAGUGGUAGAAGAGCCAAUUUGGGUAGAACAGAUUUUUAUAAUGCACCACCACCACCAAGAGAUUCAUAUAGAGAUGAUAGAAGAUCAUCAUCAUCAUCAUACCACGAUAUUGACGGUCGUAGAGAUCAUAGAUAUGGUGGUGGCAGUAGAGACUAUGGUGGUAGUGAUAGAAGAGGAGGAGGUAACUAUAAUAAUGGUAGAGGUAGUAGUAGAGAUAACUAUAACAAUAUUAACAAUAGCAGAGACUACAGAAAUGAUCAUGGUAAAGAUUACGAUAGAAAAAGAGAAAGAGAUUAUUAUAAUGAUGAUGAUAGAAGAAAGAGAGAUAGAAAUUAUUAA